This is a messenger RNA of Oxyura jamaicensis (ruddy duck), 503 nucleotides long. RefSeq names its product extracellular matrix protein 1-like. Gene Ontology annotation, cellular component: extracellular region. NCBI's taxonomy places the organism in Eukaryota, Metazoa, Chordata, Aves, Anseriformes, Anatidae. Gene Ontology annotation, biological process: signal transduction. The record is from RefSeq and is a predicted model, not a curated record. The transcript is spliced from 2 exons. The annotation marks the transcript as partial.
UGACUUUGUGGGGUCUCUGCCGUGGGGGGGCGAGGGCUGUGCUCACUGUCCCCCUGUCCCCAAAAGUGGCCGUGAAGCCCCGCCACCCCGUGGCACAGGAGCAGCUGAUCCAUCAGCCCUAUGACAUCCAGCAGGUGAUGCAGGAGGAGCAGGACAUCCAGCUGCCCCCCGAGGUCGUGGCGGCUGCCAAGAACCCCCCUCGGCCCCGGGCGCCUUCGUCCCCGGAUUCCACCGAUGCCAUCGGCGCCUCGUCGUGGGGCAGCACCCUGGAGGGCUUCCCCCCGGCCUGGCCCCUGCCCGACGCCUUGGACCGCUACUGCCGCAGCCCCGCGCUCAUCCCCCGAGCCCCCCGGCCCUCGCUGCCCCCCGCCGCCUUCGCCCACCUCCGCAGGCAGGUGGAAGCGCUCGACGCCUUCUGGCCUCGCCUCGACGGCUGCUGCCGCCGCUCGUCCCCGCUGCCCUGUGCCCGCCGCGCCGUGAGUCCGGACCCCAAACCCUCUCUU